This is a messenger RNA of Nematocida parisii ERTm1, 3450 nucleotides long. Its product is annotated as RNA polymerase I. Gene Ontology annotation, biological process: DNA-templated transcription. Gene Ontology annotation, cellular component: RNA polymerase I complex. Lineage: Eukaryota; Fungi; Microsporidia. Bases 1 to 3432 code for a protein of 1143 amino acids. The record is from RefSeq and is a predicted model, not a curated record. Gene Ontology annotation, molecular function: DNA-directed RNA polymerase activity; DNA binding; ribonucleoside binding. The transcript has a single exon.
AUGGAGUCAACCGCAAAGAAUCUGGCACAGCCGCACAUUGACUCGUACAAUCGGUUCAUUAGCACCACACUACCAAAAUUAACCCAUGCAUUCGAACCAGUCAGUGCAACGGACAAGUCGAAUAAUUCAAUCACAGUACUGCUGGAAUCAAUCCGCAUUGAAAAACCAAGCAUAAAGGAGACCACCGGAAGGAAAGUCCAAAAAAGGAGCAUCCUGCCGUAUGAGUGCAGACAGACAGUGCAAACAUACCAAUCAGAAGUACUCACUGACGUAUGCAUAAGCAUAAACGGAAUCGCAAAGACCCAGGAGGUCUCCCUGGGAUUCAUUCCCGUCAUGGUCAGGAGUGACUUAUGCUACCUCUCCAGUAUGUCGGAUACUGAGCUAGUACAGGCAAAGGAGGAUCCGGCUGAGAUGGGUGGCUAUUUCAUAUACAAAGGAUCGGAGAAGAUAUGCCGGCUACUCCAGAUACAGAAGAAGUACGUCCCAUUCGGUAUUUACAGGCCGAGUAUGUCCAAGAAGAACAAGAACAUGUCCGAACAUGCCGUCUCGUAUAAAUCAACCAACCAGUUCGGGCAGAGCACUUUAUUCUCCCUCCACUACUUCACUGACCACUCAAUCAAAGUACGCGUACGCCUCCUUAAAAGAGAGUAUUACAUACCACUGCACUUAGUAUUAAGGGGCCUCUCAGGGAAGACAGACCAAGAGGUAAAUGACUCAUUCAGGGCCGUAUUAAAGGAUGCUGAUUUAAUGGAGUAUGUGGACUUACUCCUUCAGAGUUUCUCAUUGCACGGGGAGUAUACGCAGAGGGAGUGCCUGGUGUACUUAGGGAACAAGUUCCGGUUAUACUAUCAGAUGUCACACACUGAGAUGACGAUGCAAGAGGCUCGGUUAAAGAAGUCCGCCAAGAACUGGGAGUACACUACGACCGCACAGGGUAAGUCACCCUCUGAGGUAGAGUGUGAUAUAAGCAAGUAUCAGGACUGUCUUACGGAUGAGGAGGUGGGCGUACGGUUCAUUAACGACACGAUCGGAUCGCAUACGAAAUCAUUUAAUGACAAGUACAAUUUGCUGAUCCUGUGCGUAUCGAAACUAUUCCAGCAAGUAUCCGGCCGGGUCCCUUCUGAUAAUGGGGAUGCCCUGUCAUUCCAUGAGACUAUCACGAUCGGAGACACUCUCACGGAGAUAGUCACUGAUAAGGUACAGGGCAUACGACGGUCAUUCCGGAACGAGUUAAUAUCCUGUAUACACUACUUAUCCAUAUCUGUUAAUAAUCCGACCGAUCUUAACAGGAUCCUUAAGCGGUGCUUUACUCCAUUCACUCCGAGUGUUAACCGACUGCUCGCAUGCGGUGUCCUGUCGUUUACUAAUUUAAGUGCGUACGCCAUGAUGCAGCAAGCCGGGUUUACGAUCGUAGCUGAGCGGCUUAAUUACAUGCGGUUCUUCAGUCAUUUACGGAGUGUCCACCGGGGGUCUUUCUUUGAAGCCAUGCGCACGAGCACUGUAAGGAAACUUCUCCCUGAAUCCUGGGGGUUUUUAUGUCCUGUACACACCCCGGACGGAUCACCCUGUGGGUUAUUAACGCACUUAUCCCAUGCGUGUGUGGUAUCCCACGAGACUUAUGCCCUCCCCGUGCACGAACUCAUUUCGUACGGGAUGGUUCAUUUAAUGAGCACGCUCACGGGCGUACCUGUACUCCAAAAUGGCCGUGUCACAGGGACUGUCUCCCCGGACCGGGUCGGGUCAUUCAUUGACUCGCUCAGGAGGAGGAAAUUACGUGGUGACAAGUUCAAGUACGCUGAGAUAAUUUAUAAUGGGGAUACGCUCAGCAUUAUUAACACUCCGAACCGGUUCGUACGCCCGCUGGUUAACAUAAAGGAGGGCUGCAUUGAGUACAUCGGAUCGAGUGAGCAGAUGUACGUUCAGGUUGAGGGUCUGGCCCAGUGCACAGCGGGUGUAUCUGACAAGAUCACUCGGAUGUAUGCGUGUAAUAGCAAUCCUGCCAUGGUGUACAGUGCCCCCACGCACCGGGAAGUCUCCCCCACGCACAUGCUGAGUGUAGUGUCUGGGAGCACUCCCCUGGGCAAUUUCAAUCCGAGUCCCCGUAAUAUGUACCAGUGCCAGAUGGCGAAGCAGUCGAUGGGCACCACUCCGCAUACGCAGAAGUACCGGACUGACCAGAAAGUGUACUCAUUGGACUAUGUACAGACACCUACACUGCACACGAAUUUAUAUGCGGAGUACGGCCUGGGGGAGUACCCGAACGGGAAGAACAUCACGAUCGCAAUUCUUUCUUAUACUGGGUACGACGUAGAAGAUGCGGUUAUUCUUAAUAAAGCGAGUGUCAACCGCGGGUUCAUGCGGGGGUGUGUCCUGAAGACGGAGACUGUGAACUUCAACGACUCGCCUGAGUUUGAGCUUGGCACACUUUCGUGUGGUGAGGGUCUGCCCGAGGUUGGCCAGCUGAUCCCGGAUCGGGGUGUAAUUUACACGACCGUUAACACGAAAGUGUUAGAGGAGAAGGUUCAUAAGAACAGUGCAUCAGAGAGUAUGCGGGUCAAGCACAUUUCGGUGUACCAGGGUGCGGGUGGCAAGCGAUCGGCGAACAUAACUUUAAGGAUCCCGAGGAUUCCCACGAUCGGGGAUAAGUUCAGCAGCCGGCACGGCCAGAAAGGGGUCUGUUCUAUCCUGUAUGAGGAUGAGGACAUUCCAUUCAGUGAGUCCGGGGUCACUCCCGAUCUGAUCAUCAACCCGCACGCAUUCCCGAGCCGUAUGUCGAUCGGCAUGUUUAUUGAGAACAUUGCGUCCAAGGCGGGUUCUAUCCUGGGUACGCCGAUGGACGGCACCAUGUUCAAGUACGGCGAGCACGGGAAUCCUUCAUGCAGUAGCCGUAUAGGGAGUGCUCCCUGUCCAGAGGGUGGUGUAAGUGCGAGUGAGUAUUUCGGGGCCAUGCUGGAAUCAGCUGGGUUUAAGAGGGGUGGUGGUGAGACUCUUUAUUCAGGUGUCACUGGGAAGCCUUUAUCCGUUGACGUAUUCUUUGGUAUUGUAUACUACCAGCGACUGCGUCACAUGGUCAGUGACAAGUACCAAGUACGCACGAUCGGACCUAUUGAUCCUGUGACUAAGCAGCCGGUCGGGGGCAGGCGGCGUGGUGGAGGUAUCCGGCUUGGUGAGAUGGAGCGGGACGUGCUUAUAUCACACGGUGCAUCUUCAUUACUAGCCGAUCGUAUGCUUACGUGCAGUGACCGUGUCGUAUUAAAUGUGUGCAAGCAGUGCAGCACGCUUUCAUUCUUUCAGAGCUGGAUGUGCUCUGAGUGCAGGACGUCCAGGAAUCUUAUCCGUGCAGAAUUUCCGUAUAUAUUUAAGUAUCUUGUAGCAGAAUUAGCAUCUGUUAAUAUUCAGUGCAAGAUACAGAUGGAGCGGGUAGAGGCAUAAUAAACAGAACUUAUUACA